AACUGAGAAGGGAGCACAAACAACAGAAGUAACAACUACUCCAAAAAGGAAGAAGAAGAAUCAAGCAACACCAUCAGGAGGGGGUAGUGGUGGCGGCGGCGAGAAGAAAGGGGCAGAGAAAUCUUCCACUGGUGCCGUUACUCAGGGGGAGGCAUCUCCCCAACCCAGUCUUGGAAGUCGUACCCUUGUUGUGUCUUUAGCUGAAGACCAGAUCGACAAACAAAGCGCAAUAAACUCUAACAUCACCAAACCAAGUAAUCAACCAAGUCUUGAAAAUCUUAGGAAUAUAUCAAACAGUGGUCCAGCAACACCACCAAACAGCCCUGCAACAUUUCAGAACAAGGAAACACCAAUAAACACAUGUAUUGCUGAUCAAAUUCAGGAAAUACCCGCUCAAUCAUAUGAUAAUCUUGUUGAGGACUCUUUAGAUAGUUUUGAUCGUGCAACACCACGGAGGAGGAGCACAAGGUCACCGCUUCGCCGAGAGAAGUCAUUCAAACAACGUAGGCAGGAAGAGAGAAUUAUUCAACGAUCCCGGACUUUGUCCAAUCCGUAUGAGUUGUCAGUGGAAUUAUAUAGUAAGCAGGUGGAGAUGCUAGAGAAGAGUUAUGGUGGAAGAGACAAAGCUCAUAAGGCCGCCCAAGUUAUCCAAAGCGCUUACCGCCAGUAUGGAAUGAACAAACAAUUCCAACGUCUACGAAGAAGCCAAUCUGAGAAUCGCUCUUCACGCUUACUGUCCUCGUUGCGCUCUUCAAAGGGCUGGGAACAAUUUAGUAAUCGUGCUCGUAUUGUUAUGCUAGAAGACCCUGUGAAUAUUAACGAUUUAGGAUUAAAAACGCCGACUCCGGAAUCACUUGAUUUGGAUGUGUUUGAUAGAGAAUACACAGAUCACUCAAAGACAAAUCUAGUUAAGGUGCAAUCAUUGGAUGGGAAAAGUGGAAAUAGCAACAUAAACGUUUCAAAUAAAUCUGAAUUCGAUGGAACAGAUGUUAAAAGAUCAGUGCAGAGGAUGGUUGUUACGGUGAUGAUGAAAAAAGAAACUCGCAAAACAGAGAUAAUUAAAACAGAAACCAUGCAUAAGCGAGCACAAAGCGUUGGCACUUUAGAACAAUUGCCUGUGGAAUAUCCAAGCAGUGCAAAGUUAUCAACAAUACCGCCGAGUAUAGGUGAGGUCGGUAGUAUGGCUUCGAUCUUGCCAACGCCGCAAGAUUCACAAAAAGCCUUUCAUAGUCAUAUACAACGAACAACCGGGCUAGCAGAUUUGUCAAAGGGUGUUGAUAGUACCGACAGUAUGCCAAUGCAAAUGAAAAAUAAGGCCAAGAUGAUGACCCUUGGCAAUGGACAAAAAGCCAGUGUUGGGAAAAUUGGACAUCUGCCAACUAAGGUUAGUUCAUCUAAGCAGCCGGUCUAUGAUCCGCUUACAAGUAGAACCACGCCUACUAAUAAAGACGUUGUUCUAAUGCCAAAAACCAAAAAUUCAAAACUAAGCGACAAAACCACAAGAGCAGAACUUAUAAUCAAGCCGGAGCAGAUGGCUCCAAGUGGGAGUGAGAGCAGUUUAGAUAGCCUGCGCAAACGUGAUUCCUCUUCCUCUGGCGUAUACAGCGAUUACAGUACGACAACAUCUGAAAGUUCUCUUCAAAAAACCGAAAUACAGGAGAGUUCAGAAGUUGUAGAAAUGUCGGCGAAAGAUAAAUUGAAAAUUAAGCACGAGAAAUCUUACAGUUUGCCAGAAAAUAUAAUUUUGGACACAAGCGGAAAUAAAUUAAGUCCAGAAGGAGUAGACCCUAAAAAAUCCAAGAAAAGAAAAGGUUCAAAGAAAAAGGAAAAGAAAACCAAAGAUGAUUUAAAGAAGGGAAAUGUAUCUGCCUUUGAGGAUAUGAGUAUAGAAGGUGAUAAAUUGAAAGGACCAUUUAAGCGAUGGCGUAGUCGAAGUGCUGAAAGACGGCCAAGGAAGCUUGAUAUUGACAAUCAUCAUCGUUGGCAUAUUUCAAGGGAGUCUUCAACGGAUGUAUACUCAAGAGCUUUUAAUUUAGAAUUUGGACUUCAAGGGCGAAAUUAUUCGUCCACUCUGCCAAGAAGAUCUGCAAAUAAGUUAAUCAGGGAACCGUGCUAUAACGAUGAUAUAGCAUACUAUUCAACGAUGCCUGCUAGGUCAGAGAGGACGCGAUCAAAUACCGAGGGCGACUUAGAUUAUGAUCUUGAUGUUACCUUAACGAGGGGGGGUAAGCGGCGCACACACACCAUCGAUUAUGGGGAAUUGGAUAGAAUCUCUUUGGCCUCAACAGCAAGUAGUGACUUUGGCGAUUUUGAGAGAGAUACAUUCCUUCCAACAUCUUCCCCAAAAGCACCCGCAGUUGUCUUGUCAACGUCGGACAAUACAAUGAGUCAUGAUUCAGAUUCAGACUCUGAUAUCUCUGACACGGAGGACCUUUGCCAUGAUGAAACUUUAAAAGCCGAAGAUUGCCCAGAGCUUCAUGUAGAUAUGCGCGAAUUAACCCACCCAAUACACGUGCAGGACUUCCAAAUGUCGCCGUCUCCUGUCUGGAAGCGCAAACAUACAAAACUAGCCAACGGUUCUCUGAAUCUGCACAAAUCAGACACGCGAGAAAGUGUGAGCAGCGAAAGCAGCGGUUCUUCCAAGUUAACAGUUGGUGAUGACUCAAGCGUGACCACAGGCAGCAUAGAUAGCUUACGAGAAAUGCCUGUUAUUGAACCUAUACCACCAUCAAUGGCAAUACCAAACACCCCACCAAGACGUCGCAAAUACAGAAUCGGACUUAAUUUAUUUAACAAAAAACCAGAAAAAGGUAUCAAAUUUUUGAUUGAAAAUAAAUUCUUAGAGAACUCAACACACGAGGUGGCCAAGUUUUUACUAAGCCGUAUUGGAUUGAGUAAACAGAAGAUUGGGGAAUAUUUAGGAGACUUGCAACAGCAAUUUAACAUGAUGGUGCUAGAAUGUUAUGUUGAAGAAAUCAACUUCCAAGGUCUUACAAUUGACAACGCUCUUAGGAAAUUUCAGUCAUACUUUCGAAUGCCAGGAGAGGCUCAGAAAAUUGAGCGCCUUGUGGAGGCUUUUUCACAACGUUACCUCGUGUGUAACCCUGAGAUUGCAAGCACGUUCAACAACCCGGACACGGUGUUCAUCCUUGCUUUUGCGAUCAUCAUGCUCCACACGGAUCUCCACAGUCCAAAUGUAAAAAACGAGCGCAAGAUGAAACUUGAUGACUUUGUCAAGAACCUUAGGGGUAUAGAUGAUGGACAAGAUAUAGCUAAAGAACUCCUGCAUGGAGUCUAUGAACGAAUAAAGAAAGAAGAAUUCCAUCCAGCAACUGAUCAUGUGACCGCAGUACAGAGUGUAGAGCAAAGCAUUCUGGGUAAUAGACCUAUUCUUUCACAAGCUCACCGGAGGUUAGUAUGCUCUGUGAGCCUAUUAGAAAUCAACGAUCCCAGCAAACGGGAGAAAAAGCACUUUAGGGAAAUAUUUCUGUUUAACGAUAUGCUUGUGGUUACUAAGUUGUUGGCAAGGAAAAAGACAGGAACAUUGUACAACUUCAAGAAGUCUUUUCCACUCCAUGGAAUAACAGUGUUAAAAUAUGAAACACCUUUUUAUCCGUACGGAAUAAGACUCAUCAGCGUCGUUGAUAAUAAAGUACUUGCAACAUUCUGUGCGUUAAAUCACGAGGAUUGGUCCCGAUUUGUACGUGAUCUCCAGGAAUACGUGAUGGAAAUGAAUGAAAUGGAGGACAUACGAAUUGGAGCUGAACUGGAAAGACAAAAACUAAUCCGCAAAGCACAAGGCUAUACAGCGGACUCGGGCCUAGGCCUGGACUCCGAGAGCAUAACAAGCAACAACCUGAGUGGAAGCAUGGACUCUUUAGCGCCCCCAGAAAUUAUCAAAAGAACUGCCCUCUCAAAUUCCCUAAUGGACCUUAAAGAAGCAUCAGAUAAGCAGAACCAUAGAGUAAGUGCAAGUUCAUUGGAUGGAACCAUAUCAAUGAACCUGACUAUUCCAUUUUCCGGACCAGUUAUCAAACGAAACAAGCCGUCGUUGACAGGCUGGUUCAGCAAACGCAAGAGUGUUCCUCCGCAAUUAGAAUGUACUCCUCUCAGUGGAAAUCUAACACAAAUUUUGAAAUAAAGGUCACAGCGGUUCCUCACAAAGUGUCACACAAACAUAUACACCCAUUAGUAUAAUAGGGACAACAAAUAUGGAUUAAAAAUCAACCAAUCAAAUGAUGGCUUAUAUCAGUAUACAGUGUGUAGUUAACACUGUUGUAUGUUGAAUAAUCAUGUUCUUAGUUAUGAUUGGUUAAAAAUCUAAAUCUGAUUAUUUGUGGAAAUCGGUUGCAUCAGGGCUGUGCAAAGCUGGUUAAUAUCAGUAUGGCUGAGCAACCCAGAGUGCAUCCCUAAAGUGAGGUGGUAAAAUCAUUCUCAUUGGAUACUUUGUGGACAAAAGCUGUUGUGAUUGGACAGUUAAUGUUGAAAGCGUGUUAAGAGAGGACCUAACAGAGCCAUAGUAUACUUAUGAGGCCUACCAGUGCUGCAAUCCGUUAUUUUUAAAUUCCUUAAGUUAUGGCAACGUGCAAUCAAUUAUUUAAAGAAAAAAAUUAACUAAAAAGUUAAAAGCACAAAUUGAAUUUGAAAAAAAAAAUUGCUAUGAAAAAAGUAUGUACCUUACUGAUGAAUUCACUUCAUAAUUAUGAGAUUGAAAUUAUUCUUAUGAAUUUGUUCUUGUUAUGCUCUAAAGAGAAAGUUGGCCUAGGAAUUUUUCGUGAGACAGUAUUUCUAAAACACUGUAAAUUAUACUGUAGGACUUGUCAAACAUAGACUCCAAAGGGAUGCCUUAAAAAUGACCAGUUACAAAGCCAUUUUCUUUGGUUGGAUCAGAAUUAAUAAAGUUGUUUUUAGGAUUGUUUUCCAGUUAAAAAUCAUAGGUGAAAAAUUCUCACAACUACAUCUGUCUUUUAAUGUUUUAGAUUUAUAUCAUGCAACUCAGUUUCAUAAUUGUGGACUCAUUAGUUCAUUUUAAUAUCCAGAACCCAUUGUCAAUUUAGUUUGUGUUGGUGAAUCAUUUGUAAUAUUUUUAUAUCCCUUGGUAUCCGUGUGUAAAGGCUAUUGCUAUACAUGUAUAAUUUUCCGGUGAGAGGACGAUUAAUGUUGCAUUUCCAAACCCUUUGUAUAAGUCAGUUACUUAACCUUGUCUGUUAUAGUUUAUAUACCAAAAUGCAUUUUGAUGUUUGUAAAUGGUUGGAUUUCUAAUACUGCUAUAUUAGCAGGGUUUAUGAUAUGGUUAUUUAGACACCGUGCUUACAUUUAAACCUACCAGUAAAAAUAUUUCUUAGAGCAACUUUUCUACUUUGAUAUACCCCCUCUAUGUAUAGUUGGUAUUCCUUCGUGUUUAAUCGUAUUGGGCGAGACUUUCUACUUUUAGUCAACACAACCAUGGAAAAGUCUUCCGAUUGGGUGAAAUUGGGAAAGGAGAUUUGAAGUAUGCAAAUUUGGUUCCAUUGUUGUCAUGACUUACAUGGAUAAUUUCUGCGUUAAAUAUUUUGUUUAAUUUAUAUUAUUUUGUGAUAGAUUUGUAAUUGCUUUAUCAGCAUUAUUAUGAUUAUUAUUAUUAUUAAUUAGGAUUUAUUUUUAUCUUAUGAUGUAUAUUAUCAAUAUAUUUUAUUUAUAAUAAAACACAUUUAUCCAUUAAGAUAUUAAUAAUGCUGGUAAUAAAACAUGAAAGCCAUUUUCCAAACAGCAGUGUCAUCAUAUUUACCGUAAAACAUAAAUCCAUCCAUGAAAUCGUCACCAUAACAAUAUACCGCCAUCAACACUCAGAUAUUAAUCAUUUUUAGUAUUUCAUAUUUUUUUCUUGGGUAUAAAACCCUUUAGGAGAUGUUAUAGUGAGUUAAAUAGAGGUUUAUUUGCAAUAUUAUGUAAGAAAAUGAGUAUGAUUAUAUGUAUGAGAAGAGGAGACAGUUACAUAGAUACUUAAAUGUUUUUGAGGUUGAUGUGCUCUAUAAAGAGUUUUAAGAAAACACUAGUUCGAGUAUAUCUCCAAAGGUAUAAACCCUUGUUACGUUGUAGAAAAGAAAUUAUAAAUAAGAAAAAUAAUGUAUGUUUAAAGAGUUUUUUUUAAUUUUAAUUGUCAACAUCAAAAUCAUUGAAAACAAAGUAGCAAUGGCUACAACUUGCUUUCCUAAUGUGAAUAAAAAUGCUUGCCCAAGAUGAAUAUAAA
Anneissia japonica is the source of this 6229-nucleotide messenger RNA. RefSeq names its product IQ motif and SEC7 domain-containing protein 2-like. Gene Ontology annotation, biological process: regulation of ARF protein signal transduction; actin cytoskeleton organization. NCBI's taxonomy places the organism in Eukaryota, Metazoa, Echinodermata, Crinoidea, Comatulida, Comatulidae. Gene Ontology annotation, molecular function: protein binding; guanyl-nucleotide exchange factor activity. The record is from RefSeq and is a predicted model, not a curated record.